CCCUGACUCCUCCCUCCCAACUUCAUGUCUUUUUUGUGUUUUUAAACAACCCAUUGAUUCCAAUCUGUGAUGCCCAUGUACUCAUGAGUGUGGGACCAUGAACUAGGGCAUGGUCAGCCUACCAGGGGCCAUGUCCUUAAAGAAAAGUGACUCUCCAUCCUUCAGAAGCCCUCAGCUCUCAAUAACAGGCCCUCCCCACUCCAUGCUAUGUUGACUGGCUUGAUCUCGUGUAGACAAAUAUAGGUGCUGUUGCAUUCAUGAGUGCAGUAGUCCUGUCCUGUCCAAAGUCCUCCCCAACCUCUGACCCUUACUAUCUUUCUGCCGCCUCUCGCAGACUUGCACAUUUUAAGUUGAAUCCCAGUUAAGAGAUUUUUGUUGUUUGUUUGUUUUUAACGUUUCUAACCUCUCUGGUCCCAUCAGCACACCCUUCCAGACUGGCAAGCAAAAACGAUGGACGUGUGCACAAUCUGUUUUUGUGAGCAGUGAGGAAGUCACUUCCAAGAUGGGCACACCUCGAUGAGAGUCAAAGGGUAGGACGCACCCUGCCUUUAAGACACUGGGAAAGUCAUUGUUCCCAGGAACCACGGGCCUUCCUCUGUGUCCUGGACUCAGUUUCUCUGUGGUGCUCAUCACUGUUCUCCACAGAACAGGAUACUGGAUGUGCGGAAGAGCGGUAGAGAGGUGAUGAGGGAGCACAUCACACAUUCCCUCCGAGGAGGCCAGGGCCAGACCGAAGAACGACACGAAGUUCCUACAGUUUAGAGUCUUAGUUCGAGGAGGUGGACAUUAUGCCUUAGCGUCACAAAGCACUGGAAAGCUGGCCUGUUCGCGCCCUGGCAACGCGCAGGCGCACCAGAGAGCGGCCGGCGCAGGCGCACGACGGUCAGCUAAGUGCGGGAGCGCCAUGGAACAGCGGUUAGCCGAGUUCCGGGAGGCUCGCAGACGGGCCGGGCUCACAGCACAGCCGUCCACGUCGAGCCAGGACGAGCAACGCUCGGGAGAGAAGACGGAGGAAGCAGCUGCGCCCGCAAAGGCAGCACCAGGCUGGCUGAGCCGCUUCCUGGAGUGCAAACGGAAGCCCGUCCAGGCGCGGGCCAGGCCGGCUCAGGAAGCCGCGCGCCUGCUCCGGGGGAGCUCAGCUGUCCCUCCGACCUCGCCCUGUCCCCAGUCUUUCCUGACCAACAUCACCUUCUUGAAGGUUCUUCUCUGGUUGGUCCUGCUGGGUUUGUUUGUGGAACUGGAGUUUGGCCUGGCUUAUUUUGUCCUGUCCAUGUUCUACUGGAUGUACGUGGGCACCCGAGGUCCGGAGGAGAAAAGGGAAGGAGAGAAGAGUGCCUACUCCGUGUUCAACCCGGGCUGCGAAGCCAUCCAGGGCACCCUGACCGCAGAGCAGCUGGAGCGAGAGCUGCAGCUCAGGGCCCCGCAGAGCAGAUAGGACCGGACCCUGCUGUUACAGCCAGCCCCUGCAGGUCCUCCCCAGCCCUGGAGCCCAGAGGACAAAGGACAGUGGCUCUGUGUCUCCAACGUUCUCCACCCUUCCCUCAUCUGCUACAAGUUCAUCUUGGAACUCCUCUGAUUUUGGUGACAUUUUCUAAAAGACACUCACUGUGGAGCUGAUGUAGUUUAUAAAAGCCAUAUAAGAAAGGAAUCCAGUCUGUCUCAUUAUU
Nannospalax galili (Upper Galilee mountains blind mole rat) is the source of this 1667-nucleotide messenger RNA. It is a transcript of the gene Saysd1, whose product is annotated as SAYSVFN motif domain containing 1. Lineage: Eukaryota; Metazoa; Chordata; Mammalia; Rodentia; Spalacidae. The coding region runs from base 905 to 1435 and encodes 176 amino acids. The transcript is spliced from 2 exons. The record is from RefSeq and is a predicted model, not a curated record.